CCUGCCAGUGCGAACCGUAUCACACGCCGAGCCUCGACCGAUUAAUGUGCAUCCCCACCGUCGGACGAUUCUGCGCCAACGACACCACGUGUGCAUCGAUGAUGAAUGCGGAGUGCAGGCAGGGCUCAUGCAUCUGCAAGGACGAUUUCAUCCAAGACAUCCGUAAUGCCUCGAGAUGCAUCAGCAGGCCCGUUCAAAUCGGCGACGAAUGCCAGUCAGAAGGUGUGUGCAUGGAGAAAUUCAACUAUGCGAACUGCAUCAACGGGAAAUGUCAGUGUUUCACGGGCCACCAUUAUGUAAAUGAGACGAAAAGCUGCGUUAAAAGCAGAGGUUUGUACUUUUCCUGCUUGAAAAACUACGAAUGCUACUUGGACAGCCAGUCUUUGGACAUCUUGGAGUGUAAGCGAGAGCAAUGCGUCUCCGAGCACUUCAACAACACAAUCACAUGGUGUACAGUCUCUGAGAGUGAGCAGAAUAAAUGCGAGGCAUUCUCCAGGGCGGUCGAACGUGAAAAGUCCUUCUUCGAUUACAACUAUAUGGUUAUAUACUGUAAGCGAGCUUUCGACAAGGAUGAGUGUAUGACUAUGUUGGACCAUGAAGUGGUACAGAUAACAACACUGGAUGCCGGAGAGGUCUUCACGGCUGGACGAUACCACAGUAUCAUACCCAUAAUGCAAGAGAUGUACCAAGGUGGUAUAAAUUACCAGUAUGCCGUUGCAGUGAUCAAAGAUAACACUCUGCUUGAUGUGCAGAGUUUACAUGACUUGAGAGGCAAGAAGGCCUGUUUUGCCGGUGUUGGGACUCUGGCGGGUUGGGUCAUUCCUGUUAAUACUCUUAUGAAACACGGAGGACUGGAACUUAUCGACUGUAACAACCACGUGCAGUCCACGAUCAAGUACUUCGGGCCUAGCUGUGCGGUGAAUUCGUUAAUCGACCGAUACAAUCCACUUGGUGACAAUUCUGACCAGUUGUGUCAGCUGUGCAUCGGAGAGGUGCCCAGCAGCAAGUGCACCAGCCAAGAUCCUUAUGCAGGAUACGAGGGGGCUUUACGUUGCUUGGUCGAAGCUGGUGAAAUUGCCUUCUUGGUGCAUACCUCCGUGGAGGAAAUGACUUCAACCACAUUCGACUUCGUUCAAAAGAAGAAGGAUGACUUUAAAUUGCUGUGCAAGGACGGCACCCGCCGGUCCGUGGACGAAUACAGGAUCUGUAAUUGGGGCCGCAUGCCGUCCCGCGCGGUGGUCAUGUCUUCGGCGAUCAAGUUCGAGAUCCGCCGAUUGUAUCAGAAAUUCCUGGAGAAGGCGGUUCGGGUAUUGCACAGAAAUAAAAAUGAGACUGGCUAUCCGUCGAACGAUCACUUCGACAGCAACCAAAACGACUACGAGAAUCGCUCGGGUUACAAGUACGGCGACAACGGCUUCAACACUGUUAGAAACGGGGGUUUCGACUAUCCGUACGACUACAGCACGGAAAGCCCGUCUUACAACCACAACCGAGAAUACACGUCGAACGAGCCUACGAAUGUUCAGCCCAUAGAAAUGUUCGAUUUGUUCGAGUCGGCGCCGAGAUACGGGAUUCAUCAUAACUUGAUCUUCUCCGACGCCACUAUUAACUUCGUGCAUCUGCCCGAGAAAGAUCAAAAGUACGAAAGCUACUUGGGACGGUCCCUGGAUGACAUACUGGGAGUACGUCGUUGCCCUGUAAAUCGGAUGACGUUGUGCGUCACGUCCGAUCCUGAAAUGGACAAAUGCAUAAAAAUGAAGAUAGCCUUGAAAGCUCAGCUGCUGGAACCGGAAUUAUUUUGUUAUCGAGGCUUCAGUCAGAUAAACUGCAUGCAGUCUAUCCACAGCGGAAUUGCGGACGUUGCCGUGUUGGACGCCAGCGACGUCUACACUGCCGGACAGCGCUUCGAACUGAUCCCGAUUAUAUCGGAAGUUUACAACCUUGGCUCGCCGGAUUAUUACGUCGUCGCCGUAGCCAAGGAGGAGGACGACAAUACGGAUCUGACUUAUCUCAAGAACAAAAACACCUGCCAUACUGGUAUCAACACCGCCGCUGGCUGGGUGUAUCCGCUGGCCUAUCUCAUCUCCAAUCAGUGGAUCAGGGGAUACGGUUGCGAUUCUGUGCGCGCCGCCGCCGAAUAUUUCUCCAAGUCGUGCGUGCCGGGUGCGCUCAGCACCGAGUAUAAUAUAGACGUGCCUUACGACAACAUGUGCGAUCUGUGCCACGGGGCGAGUUACCGGUACUGCCGCCGAGACGCAUCGGAGGAUUACUUCGGCUACACGGGUGCCUUCAGGUGCCUGGUGGAGGGUGGCGGUGACGUGGCCUUCGUGAAGCACACGACGGUGAUGGAGAACACCGACGGCAAGCGGAAGGAGUUCUGGGCGCGCAACACCUUCACGAAGGACUUCGAGCUGCUCUGCCCGGACGGCACGCGUCGUCCUACCACGAGCUACGCCAAGUGCAACCUCGGCAAGGUGGCCGCGAACGCGAUAGUCACGCGCGGCGGUUACUACGGUUACAACGAAACGCAGAUCAACGCGUACAUCAAUCUCUUCAUAUACGCCCAGCAGUUCUACGGCAGCAAGGAGCUGGACGAGUUCAGCUUCAGCAUGUACUACAGCGUGCCGCCUUACAGCGACCUCAUAUUCCAGGACGCCACGCAACAGCUGGUGGUCGUGCCGAUGGAGAAGCGAGAGUACAGCCGCUACCUCGGGCCAGACUUCAUGCGGGCACGGAGAAUCGUGGAUUGCAACGCGGGCGCGUCCGCCAUCAGUUACUCGUUGUUCGCCACGGUGGUUAUGAUCGUGUUUACAUUUGUAUACGGUAGAUAGAAUGCGGUAGUAGCAGCAUACCGUUAUUUGCAGCUCCGCUUCUCACAUCACGAAUAUACUCGAUUCGCGUUCUAGUUCACAAAAAUCUCAACAAGCAGGACACAACAGAUGUAUCUUUCGAUGCGGAAACGCGAGGUUGACAGUGACCGUGCCGGUAUCAUAGGCAAUGUUGAGGCAAUAUCACUGCGAUGUGUGAGCUGUUGUUGUUGAUAUUAUGAAAUUAUACAUUUCGAUAUCAGUCGGAUGAUGAGCGCGUUCAGAAAACAUAACGGCUAUGCAACCGUCGAGUGAUGAUCGCCUUCGGUAUUCUUUUAAAACCAUGGUUGACACAAAAGAAUAUUUCCAAUGAUUGAAAUAUGAUAUCUGGAAAAGUGAUGAAUGGAAAAGUAUGCCUGAGAGACAGAUAGAUGUCUAGGAUAACCUAUCUCUUAUUAAAGAGAAUAUAUAUGCGUAUAUGACAAAGAAAGAAUGCCUUAAAAUUGGCCUCUCUGUCGGCUUUUUGAAACUUUAAUGCCUCUUCCAGACACUUCAGUGCAGCGAGCGCUCACUCAACUUUUGUGUUUGCUGAACGCAGCCAUUAUUUUAUGAACUCUACACGUGUUUCGAGAGAGAAAGAUAGAUAGAGUCGUGACAGUACAAAUGACUGACAGCAGUAGAAAUAAUAAUGUACGGACAUUCCACGAAUCUCGAAACAUCCGUCCCGAUGGAGCCACAACCUCAAAAGCACAUCCGUCCAAAUGCGAGAAAUUUACGAAUCUGGUAAUUUUAAGAAUUAUUAUAUAUUUAAUAUACUUUGAUACAUAUACUUUACAUGUAUAUUUUAUACCGUCCACUAGUGUUUUUUAUUGUAAUAAAUCUAUAACUUUACCAACAGAA
Molecule: messenger RNA, 3707 nt
Organism: Dinoponera quadriceps
Lineage: Eukaryota; Metazoa; Arthropoda; Insecta; Hymenoptera; Formicidae
Product: melanotransferrin
Exons: 12
Coding region: 45-2831 (928 amino acids)
Biological process (GO): iron ion transport
Cellular component (GO): early endosome; plasma membrane; recycling endosome
Source: RefSeq, a predicted model, not a curated record